ACCAACGAAGAAGAAGCAGAAAAAAAGUAAACAAAGACUAAAAAAAAAAAGCCAGCAUCUUCGGAGUUGGUGGGAGAGAGACAGAGAUGGAGAGGAGAAAGAUUGUGAUGUGUGGUGUUUUAUUUCUUCUUGGUUUAUUAUCAGCUGUUACUGCCUUCGUCGCUGAAGCUACUCGAAUCAAGGUUUCUUCUUCAGCACUUUUUAGGGUUUCUGUUUUUUAGUGAAAUUUGUGGUUUUUCUCAUGAUCUUUGGGUUAUUACAGCCACAAUGGUUUGUUGAAACUCUAUCUAAAGGAUUUUUGGGUUUUGUCUGCGUUUCUUUUUAUGUGUCGAUUUUGAAAUUCAUUGCCUGAAAAUGCGUUUGAGAUGAAAGCUUCAAUCUUUGAGAUGGGAGUUGAAUAAUAAUUGGUGGGAAACUCGUUGGUUUGGGAAUUUUUCAAUGAAACAAGAUCUCAGGUCACGGUUACCGUUUCGGAUUCAAUCACAAAAUGCACUUAUCCAAGAAGUCCAGCUUUCAAUCUCGGCUUCACUUCAGCUCUCUUUCUGAUGAUGGCUCAGAUAAUAGUCAGUGUCUCAAGCGGUUGUUUCUGUUGUAGAAAAGGUCCUGCUCCUUCAAGGUCUAAUUGGAUUAUCUCCUUAAUCUGCUUUGUUGUUUCCUGGUUCACUUUUGUAAUAGCUUUCCUCGUGCUGCUUUCUGGAGCUGCACUCAACGAUGAACACACCGAGGAAUCAAUGAAUGCUGGUACCUACUUUUGCUACAUAGUGAAACCAGGCGUUUUCUCUACCGGUGCUGUGCUUUCGCUUGUUACUAUUGCCCUUGGGAUUGUCUACUAUUUAUGUUUGACUUCAAAUAAGCAAAUUGUUGCUGCCACAACGACCCAAGGAACAGGAAUAGCAAUGGGGCAGCCUCAGAUUCCAGAGAGAGUAGAAGAUCCUGUUUUUGUUCAUGAGGAUACUUACAUGAGAAGACAGUUCACUUAAAAACAGACAAAGCUUGCUUGUAAAGCACGUUAGGUUUAGUAGAAGAUUUAGACAAAAUGAUUAACGGAUAUGUGUUUGAUUAAGAGUAUUGAAACUUUGUAAUGAUUGUUAUUCUUGAUUGAAGUAGAAAUCUUUGAGAACCCCAAAAACGUCACUUAGUUUUGUAGUUUUUUUCUC
Molecule: messenger RNA, 1157 nt
Organism: Arabidopsis thaliana (thale cress)
Lineage: Eukaryota; Viridiplantae; Streptophyta; Magnoliopsida; Brassicales; Brassicaceae
Product: transmembrane protein, putative (DUF1218)
Exons: 3
Coding region: 546-980 (144 amino acids)
Cellular component (GO): endomembrane system
Source: RefSeq, marked reviewed